This is a messenger RNA of Fraxinus pennsylvanica, 1446 nucleotides long. Lineage: Eukaryota; Viridiplantae; Streptophyta; Magnoliopsida; Lamiales; Oleaceae. The record is from the annotation of a GenBank genome assembly.
AUGAGUAAAGAAGAGUUCUUGAAAAUCCAGACUUGUGUUCUUAAAGUCAAUAUACACUGUGAAGGGUGCAAGCACAAAGUGAAGAAAAUCUUGCAGAAGAUUGAUGGGGUUUACACCACAACCAUAGAUUCAGAGCAGGGAAAGGUUACAGUGUCUGGAAAUGUUGACCCUGAAACGCUGAUCAAGAAACUUUCCAAGAAUGGGAAACAUGCAGAAAUUUGGGGUGCACCAAAGGCAAAUAAUAAUAAUCAGCUUAAUAAUCAAUUCAAGAAUCUGCAAAUUGACAAUGGAAAAGGUGGGAAUAGCAAGGGGCAGCAGAUUCAGGUUCAAAAGGGUGGCAACAACCAACCAAAAGGUGGUCCACUGGGAGGUCAAAAUCCACAACUUCAACCGCUUCAGCAGCUUCAACAUUUGAAAGGGUUUCCAGAUCUGAAAAUGCCCCCUCAGUUUAUGAAGGACUUGAAAAUGCCUGUCCUUGGAAAGGAUCAAAACCCAAAUUCUGGUAAAUUCAAUGGUUUGGAGGACGACGACAUGACGGAUGACGAGUUAGAUGAAUUCGAUGACGUGGAUGAGGAUGAGGAUUAUGAUGAGGAUGAUGAUGAGUUUGAUGAUGAAAUCAAGGAUAUUCCUGUGAAUAAGACGAAGCUGGGCAAUGGCCUUGGAGAUGUACGGAUGCCUAACAUGAUGGGUAGUCAGAACCCUCUGCUGAUGGAGGGUGGUGCUAAUGGUGGUGGAAAUGGAGGAAAUGGAAAAAUUGGUGGGGGUGGAAAUGUGCCGGUUAUGGUUAAUGUUGGUGGUAAUAAUGGUGGCAAUAAAGGUGGUAAUAGUUACAACAAUGUCGGUAGCCAAAAUCAGGGGGGUGGAAAGAAUGGUGGCGUUCAGCCACUGGGCAGUGGUGGUGGGCAGAUGAUGAAUGGUAACAAUGGUGGUGGUGCUAAUGGUCACGGUAUGAAUGCUAAUGGGGCCAAGCAUGGGGGUGGAAUGAGUGAUUGGCCUCAAGGCAUGCCAAACAUGAUAGCUAUGAAUGCUGGUGGUAGUGUGGGCCAGAUGAGGACUGCCCCCAUGGGCCAGAUGCGUCAGAUGCCAAUGAGUCAAAUUGGCCAGAUGGGUCAAAUGCCGAUGGGCCAGAUGGGUAACCCAGCAGCCGUCCGAGGCCUACCUGCUCCAACCAUGAAUGGUGGUGGUGGUGCUGUCAAUUUCCAAGGUGUUGCCCCCGAGCAAAUGGCCACAAACAACCACUACCAACAACAGUUGGCAGCGAUGAUGGUGAACCAACAACAUGCCAAUGGUAACGAAAGGUUUCAACCUAUGAUGUAUGCUCGGCCUGCACCUGCUGUCAACUACAUGCCACCCUACCCUUCUUACCCGUACCCUCCUCCUGGUGAACGCAUUGAAGAGUACUCAAUGUUCAGCGAUGAAAACUCGUCAAACUGCACCAUGAUGUGA